AUGACCAUAGAGAUGACUCGCAAUAUUUGACGGAGACAGGUUUUCGAGGUUAUGUUUACUGCAUUAUUUGUCGAGUCAGUUAUCUAAUUUUAGUCUUCAAACUUGUGUAUUAUCUGAAAGUCAUUUGCAUUUUGCAUAAAAAUGUUGGUUACUCUAAAAACUUUGCAACAGCAGACAUUUCAAAUUGAAAUAAAUCCAGACGAAACUGUCAAAGCCCUCAAGCUCAAAAUUGAAGUCGAAAAAGGUAAAGACUAUGCUGCCGACAAUCAAAGACUUAUUUAUGCGGGUAAAAUACUUGUUGAUGAUAAUAAAAUGAGCACCUACAACAUAGAUGAAAAGAAAUUCAUUGUUAUCAUGGUGACAAAACCAAAAGUUCCUGAAGCGGCCGCUUCAGCGUCGGCGCCCGCUGCAGCGGAGAGUGCAUCUACUGAGAGCGGAGACGGCAAGGACACCAAGCCGGCGGAGGAGGCCAAGCCGGCGCCCGCCGCCGAGCCCGAGCGCGCCCCCGAGCCCGCCGCCGCGCCCGCCAACGAACCCGAGUUUGAAGCUACUGUUCAGAGUAUCAUGGAUAUGGGUUAUAGUCGCCUACAAGUGGAGCAAGCCUUGCGAGCCUCUUUCAAUAAUCGCGAAAGGGCUGUUGAAUAUUUAAUAACAGGUAUACCGGAAGAUCUACUCCAAGAACAUGAUAUUGAGGAAGGUACAGAUGAAGAUCCAUUGGCAUUUCUUCGUGAUCAACCUCAAUUCCAGCAGAUGCGAUCAGUCAUUCAACAAAACCCAAACUUACUCAAUGCAGUGUUGCAACAGAUUGGGCAAACUAACCCGGCCCUGUUACAGGCCAUUAGCCAGCAUCAGCAAGCCUUUGUCAGGAUGCUAAAUGAACCUGCUGUGGCAUCGUCUGGCGGCGGCGGCGGGGGGGCGGCUCCUGUUGUAGAAGACAGUGCUAUGGAGGCCUUGCAACCUCCUACACAGCCACAGAAUGUAAUCCAAGUUUCACCCCAAGAUAAAGAAGCUAUUGAAAGGUUAAAAGCUCUUGGGUUCCCGGAGCAUAUGGUAAUACAAGCUUACUUUGCCUGUGAGAAGAAUGAAAACCUUGCAGCUAAUUUCUUGCUUUCACAAAAUGACUGAGUCGUUAUUUCUAUUAAUUAAAGCUAUUGUUUACAGUGGAGAGGUAAAGAUGUAUGUAUGUGCUAAGUUACAUCAAUAGAAAUAGUUCACUGCUCAUAUAAUUUCUCUUAUAUUUUUACAGAAUUCAAAAGUUAUUGGCUGAUAAAAUUCUUAUUGUUCAAUAAAACUUUUCUUUGUGACUA
Molecule: messenger RNA, 1307 nt
Organism: Plutella xylostella (diamondback moth)
Lineage: Eukaryota; Metazoa; Arthropoda; Insecta; Lepidoptera; Plutellidae
Gene: Rad23
Product: UV excision repair protein Rad23
Biological process (GO): nucleotide-excision repair; proteasome-mediated ubiquitin-dependent protein catabolic process
Cellular component (GO): cytosol; nucleoplasm
Molecular function (GO): polyubiquitin modification-dependent protein binding; damaged DNA binding; proteasome binding
Source: RefSeq, a predicted model, not a curated record